ACAUUGCGGCGCUCCUUUUGCAGGACCCAAUUCUGGGAAGACCAUUUUCUUAAUUGUCUGUACGAUUUCUGUAAUGAGUGGCAGAUAUUUAAGAGAAGAAAUGACAACGACAACUGAGGACAGAAGCAACCGAGAGCGACUGGGACUGAGCUUCACCAUCGACUACCUUCUGUUCAACAAAGGAGUCAAAGGAGUCUCGGCAACGCAGGAGCAGACUGCGAACAAUGUGGUCGCCAUACAGGAGAAGUCGAUACAGAGGUCAGCAGAGAUCGGAGAAAGGAAAGUUUUAGGACAGGAGGGGGAUGAAGAGCAACAAGAGGAGGGGGAGGAGGAGGUGACCACCACUCCCAACACCACCACAACCAUAUCUUACAGCAGCGACUUGGACAAGUCCGAGGACAAACCCAACCAAUCUUACAUUGCGCUCAUCUCGAAGGCCAUCCUGGCGUCUGAGCAGAAGAAGCUGCUUCUAUGUGACAUCUACCAGUGGAUCAUGGACCACUUCCCUUACUUCAAGAGCAAGGAUAAAAACUGGAGGAACAGCGUCCGACACAACUUGUCCCUGAACGACUGCUUCAUCAAAGCAGGCCGCAGCGACAACGGGAAAGGCCACUUCUGGGCCAUCCACCCAUCAAACUACCAGGACUUUUCCAACGGGGACUAUCACUGCCGGAGGACCAGGCGGAGGGUCCGCAGGGUGGCAGGACAGCUCCAGCUCUCACCUCUCAACUCACCCUAUCACCUCUCCCUUCAACACAGGACGACCUGCUGGUGCUGUUCACAGGUCCACACGCUCCCGCUGUCCUGUUUGACCCCCAGACUCUACUGGCCUUGGUCACGUGUGCAAGGGCUUGUUGGCUUUCACCCUAGCCUGCAUGUCGCUGCACCUUAAUGGCCAACUACUACAUUGAUGAGCAGUUUGGCAGUGACUCACCAUCCAGUCAUUUUAGAUAAUUAAUAUUUGUCUGUGAGUUUGUCAUGUAUUUGUUUGUGUAAUCUAACUCUUCAGCAGACAAAAAGGUCAAAUCCAUGUGUCGGUUUGGCUUGAAAUUGCUCACACAGAUCAACGACCCAAAAACCACUGUAACGUUUGGGCGUUUAGUUGAAUAAUCGCAAAUAUUCGCCCAUUGGUCGUGACCAUUUGUCUAAUGAUUAUAAAAAUUAGAGUAUGUCUGGAUUACAUGUAUUCUAACAUGUCUUUCAUAGCAUUUUAAACCCAACCAAUAUGGAUGGCCACAAAUGUCAUUAACAGUCACGUAAUCACCCCUCUUUCACGUUGAUAUUUGUCACCUUUUGUUUAAAUAUGCAAAAACCAAUUCAAUAUACAGCUGUUCCAGUGAUAAACAGAAGUAUUUCACCAUUACACACAGAAGAGUCCACCCUCCAGAAUCAUCAAUAAUGGUGCUGCCCAUCUGUCCAUUGUCCUCCAUAAACCAGGAAGCCUCACUAACACAAGACUAGACUCAUGAUAGACUUUUGCACAGUCCUAUUAACCUCAAAGACCAAAGUUAAGAAGUUAUUCUAUGAAGCUAAUUGCACUUGUCUCAUUUGUACUGAUUGUUUUGUGGUAGA
Messenger RNA from Doryrhamphus excisus (bluestripe pipefish), 1572 nucleotides. It is a transcript of the gene foxq2, whose product is annotated as forkhead box Q2. The record is from RefSeq and is a predicted model, not a curated record. Gene Ontology annotation, molecular function: RNA polymerase II cis-regulatory region sequence-specific DNA binding; DNA-binding transcription factor activity, RNA polymerase II-specific. NCBI's taxonomy places the organism in Eukaryota, Metazoa, Chordata, Actinopteri, Syngnathiformes, Syngnathidae. Gene Ontology annotation, biological process: anatomical structure morphogenesis; regulation of transcription by RNA polymerase II; cell differentiation.